UGAACAGGAUCCAGCUGAAUGAAUUAUUACACUGACGGCUGUGUGUAAAUGUCUCCCGAAGGGUCCGCAGGUCAUUCUCCUCCCACGCCUCACAGACCGGCUGUAUCUGUGUCCGAGGAGCAGCAGCGCUUCUCCAGAAUGCACAACCCCGAGGCCAUCGCCCAGGCCAAAGGAGCCGGCACUGGAGGAAAGUCCAACCUCGCAGGCCAGAUCAUCCCCAUCUACGGCUUCGGCAUCUUACUGUACAUCCUCUACAUUCUGUUCAAGAUCACUUCCAAAGGCAAAACAACCAAACCUCCAGAGAGCCGAUUCGCUGCAGUCAGAUCCGAAAACAUGAAGAGGAAAAUAACUGAUUUUGAGUUGGCUCAGCUGCAGGACAGACUGAAUGAGACAAAGGACGUGAUCGAGAGGAUAAUUUCUGCAGCCAGUGCUGGCUCUGACAGGUGAGCGGUGGCCGUGGAUGAGGAGCAGAAGCUGCUGCAUCAGCUGCAGGAGAUCACUCGCAUCAUGCAGGAGGGCCGCUUCGUGGACACCAUCCCAGCAGACGCCCACGGCUCCGAUCUUCCUGACAACGGUGGGAAAGACCAUUUCUGUUGUGUUCAUUCACCUCCCGUGAGCACAAAUGUUCAGAUGAGAGAGAGCCAUGAUCCUGAGAGGACAGAUGUCAACACAAACACAAAAAUGGAGGACCUGUCUUUGAGUGACUCCACCAGCCAAUCACAGCCAGAGGCAGACACUCAAACAGGAAGUGACAUCACACCCAGCUCAGUGUCAGAACACAGCGUCAUCAGGCAGAGAAACAAACAAUGAACCAUCUAAAUAAUAACCAUGCUUGGCGUUAUUGAAUAUGGGUUUGCUGCAUGGACACUUUCACCUUACAUUGAGCGCUAGCUGUCUCUCAGUGGACAUGUUUGAGACUCACAGGAAGGAGCAGCUGUGUCAACAUAUCACACGAGUAUGAAUGAUCAAUAUCCUGUCUAUUGUACAGGAACCUCAGCCUGUGUUCGUAAUGUGAACAACAUGCAGAGUUCUUGUGUUCAGAAAACAUUUUAGCUGCAGGACGUUUCUACUGAGCCGCUGCAUUCAGCACAAAACUUCUGAUCAUCCUGUCAACUGCAGAAUCAAAUAUUAUAUACUCUAUAUUUACAUAAAAUUCA
Sinocyclocheilus grahami is the source of this 1157-nucleotide messenger RNA. RefSeq names its product protein RIC-3. Gene Ontology annotation, cellular component: neuron projection; intracellular membrane-bounded organelle; neuronal cell body. NCBI's taxonomy places the organism in Eukaryota, Metazoa, Chordata, Actinopteri, Cypriniformes, Cyprinidae. The transcript is spliced from 5 exons. The record is from RefSeq and is a predicted model, not a curated record. Gene Ontology annotation, biological process: protein localization to cell surface; synaptic transmission, cholinergic.